AUCAGCCAUCCCAAGGCUCCGAGACACUCUUGAAGCGUUUUAGAGUGUCCUCAAACGCCGCUGAAAUAAAGACAGAGACUUGGGGAGGAGAAUCAAUUCAUCAAAUACAAUGACACUACCAGAAAAAAAUGCGCCCUCGGAGGCGCCCUCUACCACGGCCCAGCCGCGACACGAAGAAUACCAAUACCUCGAUCUCGUUCGCGAAAUUCUGGACCAGGGCGAGCUGCGACGUGACCGGACCGGCACGGGCACAUACUCGAUCUUCGCCCCGCGCCCGCUCAAGUUCUCUCUCAACCGAUCCGGCGUUCCCAUCCUCCCCUUGCUCACCACAAAACGCGUCUUCACCAAAGCCAUCAUCGCCGAGCUCCUCUGGUUUAUCUCGGGCGACACAUCGUCGCAGACGCUCUCGUCGCAGGGCGUCAAGAUCUGGGACGGCAACGGGUCGCGCGAGUUCCUCGACAGCCUCGGCCUGACCGACCGCGAGGUGGGCGACCUGGGGCCGGUGUACGGCUUCCAGUGGCGGCACUUUGGCGCGCAGUACGUCGACGCCAAGACGGACUACACGGGACAGGGGGUGGACCAGCUGGCGCGCAUCGUGCACACGCUGCGGACCAACCCGUUCGACCGGCGCCUGGUGCUGAGCGCGUGGAACCCGGCCGACAUGCCGCGCAUGGUGCUGCCGCCCUGCCACAUGUUUGCCCAGUUCUACGUCUCGUACCCGCGGGGGACCCGCUCGCGGAACGGGGAGGAUGAGAAGAAACAAGGCGGGCGAGGAGCGGACGAGCCCGUCAAGGGCCACCUCCACUGCCAGCUCUACCAGCGCUCGUGCGACAUGGGCCUCGGCGUGCCCUUCAACAUUGCCAGCUACGCGCUGUUGACGCACAUGCUCGCGCACGUGUGCGACCUGGUGCCCGGCUCGCUGACGCACGUCAUGGGCGACGCGCACGUGUACCUGAACCACGUCGACGCGCUGCGGACCCAGCUGGAGCGGGAGCCCCGGGACUUCCCCGAGCUGGAGAUCGUCAACGACAGGCUGGAUGAGAAUGGAGAGAGGAGUAUCGAUGGGUGGAGGCCCGAGGAUUUCGUCAUUAAGGGGUAUAAUCCUCACAAGACGAUCCCGAUGGAGAUGUCGGUCUGAAGGAGGCUAUGUGGGGGUUAAGUGUGCGGGAGAGGGAUUUGCGUAUCCCGGGUCUUGAAUGCCUACCUGUUUCUGUUGUGUUAUGAUGCAUUUUUUGUAUGUUAGACUGUUUUGCCAUGAUGUAUCUGAUAGAGGCAGGUCCUUUAGCGAGCGAGCAAGCCAAAGAUCUUCUCAAGGCGCAACAGGGAGGGCGGGAAGCCUACGGUAUCGAUUCAGCUCCUGUGGGAGGCGAGCCACGCACACAACAUUUUGAUAUCUCAACUGCAUCUAACCCUACAUCAGCUGUUCCCAAGACUUACAGCGAGUAUCCUAAACAUCCUUCUCGAGGUUUGGGAAAGAUUGACAGUAAACUCGA
Messenger RNA from Thermothelomyces thermophilus ATCC 42464, 1493 nucleotides. RefSeq lists its product as uncharacterized. Gene Ontology annotation, biological process: dTMP biosynthetic process. The coding region runs from base 110 to 1138 and encodes 342 amino acids. Gene Ontology annotation, molecular function: thymidylate synthase activity. NCBI's taxonomy places the organism in Eukaryota, Fungi, Ascomycota, Sordariomycetes, Sordariales, Chaetomiaceae. Gene Ontology annotation, cellular component: mitochondrion; cytosol. The record is from RefSeq and is a predicted model, not a curated record. The transcript is spliced from 2 exons.